Nycticebus coucang (slow loris) is the source of this 5851-nucleotide messenger RNA. RefSeq names its product erythrocyte membrane protein band 4.1 like 4B (gene EPB41L4B). Gene Ontology annotation, cellular component: cytoskeleton. Gene Ontology annotation, molecular function: cytoskeletal protein binding. Bases 583 to 3276 code for a protein of 897 amino acids. The transcript is spliced from 26 exons. NCBI's taxonomy places the organism in Eukaryota, Metazoa, Chordata, Mammalia, Primates, Lorisidae. The record is from RefSeq and is a predicted model, not a curated record.
AGGGCGUGCUGCAGUCUCUGUGGCGGCGGCGGCUGGAGGUGCAGCCUCCCAGGUGGGAGGCGGGGGCUGCGGGCGCAGGAAAGGCGCCUUGGGAGCGGGCGCUCGGCCGGGCCUCCUCGGGCCCCGGGCGCGGCGCGGCGAGUGGGAGCGAGCGUGCCAAGAGCACGCAGGCGCCCUGCUCCGGCUGGCCCUCGGCCGGCGCGCGGCGCGGAAGCAGCCUGCUGCCCGACCCCCGCACCCCCCGCAGCCCCCGCGCCGCCCGUGGCCGGCCGUCGGGAGCGGUCCCUGGGCAGCCGGCGCAGGCCACCGGCCGGGGAGAGCGCGCGGCGGCGGCGCCAGCGGCGGGACGGCCCCGAGCGCGUCCUCCCGCCUGCUGCCACUCGCAGCUGGCGCUGGCUGGGCCGGCGCGCCCCGCAGGCGGCCGGAGCGCGGCCUCGGCCUCGGCGGCAGCUAGCCCCCUGCCGUAGCCUGCGGGAAGCGGUGCGGGCGGCCGCGGGCACUGACGGCGUCGCGGGGCGCUCCCGGGCGGCGGCGCAGCGGCGGCGGCGCAGGGGGCGGAGGCAGGGGGCGCCCCCAGCCAGGAUGCUGCGGUUCCUGCGCCGGACCUUUGGCCGCCGCUCCAUGCAGCGCUACGCGCGGGGUGCGGCGGGGCGCGGGGCCGCCGGCUUGGGGGACGAGCGCGACGGGGGGCUGCGGGGGGGCCCGGCCGUCGCAGCCUCCUCGGCGCUGCCCGCCGCGCCUGGGGGCAGCGUGUUUCCCCCCGGCGGCGGGCCCCUGCUUACGGGCGGCGCGGCAGUGCACAUCUCCGCCGCCGGCGCAGCCAAGGCCACCCUCUACUGUCGCGUCUUCCUGCUCGACGGGACCGAAGUGAGCGUGGACCUGCCGAAAUAUGCCAAAGGCCAAGAUUUGUUCGAUCAGAUUGUAUACCACUUGGACCUCGUGGAGACAGAUUACUUUGGCCUCCAGUUCCUCGACUCUGCCCAGGUCGCGCACUGGCUGGAUCAUUCCAAACCCAUAAAAAAGCAGAUGAAAAUUGGACCUGCUUAUGCUUUGCACUUUCGAGUUAAAUACUAUUCUUCAGAACCGAACAACCUUCGUGAAGAGUUUACAAGGUACCUGUUUGUUUUACAACUCAGGCAUGACAUUCUUUCUGGAAAAUUGAAAUGCCCCUAUGAAACAGCUGUGGAGUUAGCCGCUCUUUGUCUGCAAGCGGAGCUUGGAGAGUGCGAGCUUCCAGAACACACACCAGAGCUCGUGUCUGAGUUUCGGUUCAUUCCAAAUCAGUCAGAAGCCAUGGAAUUUGACAUCUUCCAGAGGUGGAAAGAGUGCAGGGGAAAGAGCCCUGCCCAGGCGGAACUGUCCUAUCUGAAUAAAGCGAAGUGGCUGGAAAUGUAUGGGGUAGACAUGCACGUUGUCAGGGGAAGAGAUGGCUGUGAAUAUUCUCUUGGAUUGACGCCGACAGGCAUAUUAAUCUUUGAAGGAGCUAACAAAAUAGGCUUAUUCUUUUGGCCUAAAAUUACCAAAAUGGAUUUUAAAAAAAGCAAACUGACACUCGUGGUGGUCGAGGAUGAUGACCAGGGACGGGAGCAAGAACACACAUUCGUGUUCCGGCUGGACAGCGCCAGGACCUGCAAGCACCUGUGGAAGUGUGCGGUGGAGCACCACGCGUUCUUCCGGCUGCGGACGCCGGGAAACGGCAAGGCCAGCAGGUCCGACUUCAUCAGGCUGGGCUCUCGCUUCAGAUUCAGCGGGCGGACGGAAUAUCAAGCCACACACAGCUCCAGGUUACGAAGAACCAGCACCUUCGAGAGGAAGCCGAGUAAACGUUAUCCAUCCCGGAGACAUUCGACGUUCAAAGCAAGCAACCCAGUGAUAGCGGCUCAGCUCUGCUCUAAACCAAAUCCUGAAGUCCAUAAUUACCAGCCUCAGUAUCAUCCUAAUAUCCACCCCAGCCAGCCCCGAUGGCAUCCUCACUCUCCAAAUGUCAGCUACCCACUCCCUUCCCCAGUGCUCAGCACUUCGGACCGGCUGCCCUUUGGCAUGGAGGAAAAUGGGGGCACACCGUUCCCCCCAAAAGCUUCGGGAAGGCAUCACCACCAGCACCAGCACCAGCACCAGCACCACUCAAACUAUGGCCUGUCACUGACCCUGGAGAACAAAGAGGGACCUUUGAGGUCCCCGAACUCCAGCAGUAAGUCCCUAGCAAAACUGAGUCCAGGAACACCUGCCUUGUACAGUGAAGCUGCUGCCCAUCUAAAGAAGUUGGAACUGGAAACCGUGAAGGCUGCUGGCCCCUGGCCCUCUCUGCACAUCAACAUCAACAAGGCUGAAGAAAAGAAAGUCUCUGAGAAAACUCUUCAGACGCCACUUCUGCCUUCCCCUGUCGCAGAUCAUGUGAAGUGUAACAUUUUGAAAGCCCAGCUGGAGAAUGCUUCCCGCGUGAACGUCCAGGUUGGAAAAGAGGAAUCAACGUUUGUAAAUAUCAAUAAGAAAUCCAGUCUUCAGGAUGCUAAUGUAAGAAGUCCUAUUCCUAUACGUGUGGAAACUACACAACCAGCUGUGGAAAAACUGGAAAUCAAGCCUCCCCGAGUGAGGAAGUUGACAAGACAGUAUAGCUUUGAUGAAGAUGACCUCCCUCCAGACCUGGCAGAGGCAGUGGGAGUGACCACACCUACAACCACAAAUACCACAACGGCGGCCACACAAGUCUCAGUGCCACUGGCAUCCCCCAAGGUCCAGAAGGUCAGCUCACCCCAGUCAUCAGAAGGCAAAGGCCAGCUGUCCCCAGGGGCCAAGAGCCCCUCUGACCGAGGAGGCGCCUUUACCUUGGAGCCAGGUGAUCUUCUGAUGGAUUUCACAGAAGCCACUCCUCUGGCAGAGCCCGCCAGCAACCCCCACUGUGCCCACUCUCGCUGUUCUCCUCCACUCUCUCUCCCCAUGAAGGAAGAGACCACUGGAGUUUACAUGUACCCUCCAAUCAAAACGAGGCUGAUAAAAACAUUCCCAGCUGAUACAAUGAACCCGUUUCCUGAUACUUUUACCACAGGGCCACAGUUUACUGCAGACUUUCGAGACAGUAAAUUACAGUGCUGUCCUGGCCAGUCUUCCCCGCUGAUUCCAACAGCGACCCUGAGGCCUUUGACAGAGACCGUCUCCACAGUGCAGACCGUUUACACUACCCGGAAGCCUGUUUCUCUGGCAGCCAGUGCAGAGACACUGCGGCAGGAACUGGAGAGAGAGAAAAUGAUGAAAAGACUGUUGAUGACCGAACUGUGAAAUUCUCCCCUGUUGCCUGGAGGACGGCAUGGUGCCUUCUGUCCGUUUUCUUUCUUCGGGCUUCGUGUGCUCACUUUAGCACAACACACAAAUGUUGUGUGCUCGGUUUGCCCAGGUCUCCGUUGGUUCGUUGAAGCCAGCUUCUGGCUCGACUUUUAUGGGAAAAGUUAUUUUAGGUCUCCUGAGCAUUAGAGUUUUUCUACUACUCAAGGUAGUUGAGACAGGAUUUGGUAAAUCUAGGGGAAAAAAGGUGGGGAAACAGGGAUUCCUUUUUAGAAGUACCUGUGUGUAUCUGUUAACAACCACAAGGGGUAAAUAUAGCAUGGAAUCCUUUGCUAUCAAUCUCAACCAUGUGAUUUUGUAUGACUGAAACUUGCACCAAGCUUUGACUGUUUGCUAAAGAGUCAUUUUUAAUGAGAGAAUAAUUCUUUACUGCUGGUUUUUCCAUUUACAUUGAUAAAUACACAGAUCUUAUAAAGUCCUUAACAUUCAUUUUUAUUCAGACAUGAGGCGAUGAACUUAAAAAUAGAAAGUUCAUAUAUCAUCUCGACUGAAAGAACUUCAGUUUAACCUGAAAUAUAAUUUAACUAGUGAAUUUAUUGGCUACAAUAUUAUUUGGGAUAAAUAGAAUUUAUCACCAAACCCAAAGUAGAAAAUUAAACUUAAAUUGUCUAGAAAUCCUUACAAGGUUACAACAAUUCAUUAUCAACAAGAUUCAUUGGGGUGUUCCAUAAGGUAAAGUAUUUCUAAAGUUGAUCAAUUAAUAGCCUAUUGAUAGAACCUUGACCAGAAGAUACUUUGUUCUCUUUUUAUAUAGUUUCAAGAGGGUGUUUUUAAAUUUUUAUUAUGCACUUGAACAACUUUGCAGGAAUAAAGGAGCCCCCCUAACCACCACAAACUAUCCCUCUUAGUUAUUUCCCUAGCUUUCUCGAUAAAUAUGCACAUAUUUUUACAUAGCUACUGAUCAUUCUCUCUUGUUGUACUUGGACACCUGACACUUGUCUCCUCAAUACAAAUUCUACUCUCACCAAUUUAAAUGUCUUUUUGUCCAUGUAACAUGGUUAACCUCACUUCUCCGUGUUAUUAGAGAUUUGGGUUAUGUGUCAUUUUUCACUCUUAUAAAUAGUGCUGCUAUGAAUGUCUUUGUAAAAAAUGCUUCUUCCUUUGGAUUAUUCCCAUGGGAGUAUCUCCAAAGAGGGAUUACAAGGUCAAAGAGCAUGAAAUAUUUUAUAGCUCUUGUUUUAUAUUGCCAGAUUGCUUUCUAGAAAGAUCCAAUUUUGGGGUUGGAAAGACCUUAAAGGUCAUCUAGUUCAACUCCCGUUCCCCCCAAAUGCUUGAAUCCCCUCUACAAUUUAUGAUGCCACCAGCAAUGUAUGAGCAUUUCUAUUUACCAAUUGCUCUGCCAAUAUUGGGUUUUGCCAUUUUUAUUUAUUUUCACUAGUUUAAUAGGUGUGUAUAGUUGUUCUUGAAAAGUUGUUUUAUUUCAUUAAUUGCUAGAGAGGCUGAGCACUUUUCCAUGUGAUAAUUUACUAGCUGUAUUACCUUGUGUGUAAAAUGUCCAUACAUUUCUUAUGACCACUUGUUAAGAGGAAUCGAUCUCAUAUAUUUGUAUCAGAACUGUAUUUUUAUGUUAUAUUGUAUAGUUUGCUCUCCUGUCCCUAUCCUUAAAACUGAAUGGUGCCAAUAAUUUGAUACUAACGACUAUAAAAAAAAAGUGAUGCCUCAUUCAUGAGCAUUGUUGUAAAAUGAGGUAUGUAAGCAAAUAUUCGGAUAACUAAGUAUUAACCCUUUAAGUGCUGAAUCUUUAAAAUUUUAAUAUUUUUUUGAGGGAACUCUUUCUAAGCUGUAUUACGCACUUCCCUGCCUUAGUAAACAGAGUAUCCUGGAGAGUAUUUAACCUUUUCUUGAUGAGUCAUGGUCAUCAUUACAAACAUCAGCCCCUUUUGUACCUUGGUAUGGUGCAGUGAUGUCAUCAGGAACUGUCAAAAUGUGUUGGACUUGGCUUGGCCUUUUAUAGGAUAUUAUUCUCUUUUCCCUGAUGGUUUUUUACUGUUGCCUGCUCUCUACCAGUGGAGCUAUCUGGGGCAGUUGUGGAAUUGGGGGCCUUUUGCCCCCAUGUUCCCUGGCUAUACUUUUAAAACAGCUUUGUUGUUCCUUAUCUCCUGCACGUGAUAAAAAACGUGUUCCUAUACACUAUGGGGCUGUCCCCUCUCACCAGCCCAGCACCCUUUUCCUUGUCUAACCUGCUUUCUGAGGCUUCUGCUCCCCCACCUCCUGCUUUCUGAUGGAAACCUCCAGGCCAAAGCGGAAGUUUUCUCCAGGGAGCCAGGAAACCAAGUAUUUCAUGUGUCAGAUUUGCCUGGCUUCCAAGGAGGGGUGCAUGGGCUUUUUGGCCAAUGUUUCCUGGAGGCUCUGAGUCACCAGCUGCUUCCCCACUUCCCCGAGUUCACAGAUGAUUCUGAAGGUUGAUGUCAUUGGAAGUCUGACCACAAAGAAGUUGGCUGUGAUUGUAUUUGAAAACCCCGUACUUUUGGCAGCUCACCUCUAAGCAGUAAAAUCAAGAGGAUUCCAUGGU